CAAGUGUUCCAGUGCGAGGACUUAAUCUUCAACCAACUAAUCUAAUCCAUUUUCGAGCUCAUUCUCUGUCUGCCUGUCUGGAAUCUUCUUCGAUUGUUUCAAAGAGCAAGCAGAUUCACUUCAUUUCUCUUUACCACCAGUUUGCUUCAGAUCUUCUCUCCAAUUUCUGAGAAGUCGUCUUUGGGUAGUGAAUAUUAGUAAUGGAGGAUGUUAAGGAGGAGCCAAGUCAAUCCCAUGGUCAAGAUGAUGAGAAUGAAAUUGUCACUGAAAAUACUGCAUUUGUGCAUGGGGAACCACCUCAAGAUGCUAGUGGACCUCCAAAAGUUGAUUCUGAGGUGGAAAUUUUACAUGAAAAAGUAACAAGGCAAAUCAUUAAGGAAGGGAAUGGUCAGAAGCCAUCAAAGUAUUCAACUUGCUUCUUGCACUACAGGGGAUGGGCUGAAAGCACCCAGCAUAAAUUUGAAGACACAUGGCAUGAACAACAACCACUUGAAAUGGUUUUAGGAAAAGAGAAAAAAGAAAUGACUGGUUUGGCUAUUGGUGUCUCAAGCAUGAAGUCGGGUGAACGUGCGCUGUUACAUGUGGGAUGGGAAUUAGGUUAUGGAAAAGAAGGAAGUUUUUCUUUCCCGAAUGUUCCACCUAUGGCAGACUUAUUAUAUGAGGUUGAGCUUAUUGGUUUUGAUGAAACUAAAGAAGGAAAAGCUCGUGGUGACAUGACUGUAGAGGAAAGGAUUGGUGCAGCUGAUCGAAGAAAGAUGGACGGGAAUGCUUUAUUUAAGGAUGAUAAGCUAGAGGAGGCCAUGCAACAGUAUGAAAUGGCCAUAGCAUAUAUGGGUGAUGACUUUAUGUUCCAGUUAUUUGGGAAGUAUAGAGACAUGGCUUUAGCUGUCAAAAAUCCAUGUCAUCUCAACAUGGCAGCUUGUCUGAUAAAGCUCAAGCGCUAUGAAGAAGCCAUUGGACAGUGCUCCAUGGUAUUGGCAGAAGAUGAAAACAAUGUGAAAGCUAUGUUCAGACGAGGAAAGGCCAGAGCGGAACUUGGGCAAACAGAUGCUGCACGGGAAGACUUUCUAAAGGCUCGCAAAUAUGCACCUCAAGACAAAGCAAUUGCAAGGGAGUUGCGCCUGCUUGCAGAACAUGACAAGGCUAUAUACCAGAAGCAAAAAGAGUUUUAUAAAGGAAUUUUUGGACCAAGACCUGAACCUGAACCCAAGAGAACCAAUUGGCUAAUCCUCUUGUGGCAAUGGCUUGUGUCACUAUUCUAUCGCAUCAUCAGGCGUGAAAGAGUCAAAGCUGAUUAAUUUAAGCUCCGAAUUACCAAAAACGAAUACUUAAAUCUAAGCUGCCAAUUAUUUUGUGAGUUAUUGCAGCUCUAGUUGACUUUCUGCUUUGACAUGUUAGAUGUUUCUGUUGAUGUUGAAUAUGACUCUGCUACAUGUUUCAGUGCUAAUACACGCUUUUCUGAAACUCACCAAUGCAUGCGGAUAUGUGCAUGGAAUAAUCUUCCUUCCUAAUGUUCAAAGAGAUUUAGUUACUUUUUUUGUCAUUCUUCUCAGGGGAGCUGAUAUCUCUGUAAUAGGCAUUUGCAACUGCACUUUUUUUGCAUUGCUGAGUGCAGACUCUUUGUGCCUUGAUCUCUAAAGAAAGCAAUGCAUUGAGGUUUUCAUGAUUGUACACAAAGGCAAAUGACCUGUGAAGGUGAAUUCAGCCAUUGAAUUGAAUUAAA
This is a messenger RNA of Theobroma umbraticum, 1723 nucleotides long. RefSeq names its product FKBP-type peptidyl-prolyl cis-trans isomerase family protein (gene TWD1). Gene Ontology annotation, molecular function: peptidyl-prolyl cis-trans isomerase activity; protein binding. Lineage: Eukaryota; Viridiplantae; Streptophyta; Magnoliopsida; Malvales; Malvaceae. The record is from RefSeq and is a predicted model, not a curated record.